Molecule: messenger RNA, 1101 nt
Organism: Erigeron canadensis
Lineage: Eukaryota; Viridiplantae; Streptophyta; Magnoliopsida; Asterales; Asteraceae
Product: 1-aminocyclopropane-1-carboxylate oxidase homolog 1-like
Exons: 2
Coding region: 1-1083 (360 amino acids)
Source: RefSeq, a predicted model, not a curated record
AUGGCUUCUACAGAAACCACACCGUCGAUGAUCACACCCUACGAUCGAGCAACCGAACUCAAAGCGUUUGACCAAACAAAAACCGGUGUCAAGGGCCUAGUCGAUGCAGGGAUUAAAGAAAUCCCUCGCAUCUUCAUCCAUUCACCCGAAACCAUCCCCAAAACCAACAUGCCUUUCAAGAUUCCAGUCAUAGACCUAGCAUCACCUGACCGAGCAUCAACGGUUGAGAUGAUCCGUGUAGCGUCCCAAAAUCUAGGAUUCUUUCAAGUUAUUAAUCACGGAAUCCCCGUGAGUGUAACGGACGAGACUCUUCAAGGCGUCCGUAGAUUUCAUGAACAACACGUGGAGGUGAAGAAACCAUUUUACACUAGAGAUCAUUCGAAAAAAGUAGUGUAUAACAGUAAUCUGAAUCUAUAUGGUAACCCAGCCACAGACUGGAGAGACACAUUCUUUUCAUUCAUGGCACCAUCACCUCCACUUCCAGAAGAAUUGCCAGAGGUCUGUAGAGACAUACAAAUCGAGUACUCGGAUCAUGUGAUGAAACUAGGCGGAGUAUUGUUUCGUUUGAUAUCCGAGGCCUUGGGGUUAAAACCUGAUCACCUUAUAGAUAUGGAUUGUGACAAGGGGCUGACAUUUGUAGGACAUUAUUAUCCUGCUUGUCCACAGCCAGAGCUAGCUAUGGGUGCAAGCAAACAUUCUGACUUUGAAUUCUUAACUGUGCUUCUACAAGAUGAUAUUGGAGGCCUUCAAAUACUUCAUCAAAAUCAAUGGAUUGAUGUUCCUCCCACUCGUGGCGCGCUUGUCAUCAACAUUGGAGAUUUACUACAGAUGAUAGCAAAUGACAGAUUGAAGAGUGUGGAACAUAGAGUUGUAGCAAAUGAGAAAGGGCCUAGGGUAUCGGUAGCCUGUUUCUUUAGUACCUCCCUAAUGCCGUCAACAAGAUUGUAUAGACCAAUUAAGGAGUUGGUUUCCGAUGAAAACCCGCCAAGGUAUAGAGAAACCACUAUUCAUGACUAUGUUAAGAAUUCCUUCUCAAAUAGCCUUGAUUGCGUGAAUAAUCGUUUAGCACAUUUGAAGCUGUAAUAUAUCACUUCUUUUGGU